Molecule: messenger RNA, 1290 nt
Organism: Protobothrops mucrosquamatus (brown spotted pit viper)
Lineage: Eukaryota; Metazoa; Chordata; Lepidosauria; Squamata; Viperidae
Product: natterin-3-like
Exons: 4
Coding region: 1-1290 (429 amino acids)
Source: RefSeq, a predicted model, not a curated record
AUGGUCAUUAACAAGAUGUCUUUCCAAGGGAAUAAACUAAAUGGAUGCUCAUUUUUCUACAGGGCAGCAAUUGCACAUCAAAAGCCUUGGACUUCUGAAAGAGAUCCCAAGAUGCACCUACUGUUCUGCACUCUCUUCCUUUCCCUGAUCAUAGAAGGGCCCCUGGCCAAUGAAAUCAGCAGUAAUCUUAAACUCCAGAAGAGAUCAGUGAAGAAAAGUCCCCCUCAGUUGAUCCCAGAUGAAACCUACAGUGCUCAAGACCAGAAUGAUGACAUCCAACAUUCUAGUAGAAACGUUAGUGUUUUCUAUGACACUACUAUGAGUUGGACUUUGUUCCCAGGAUCUGUCCCCACCGGAGCUGUGCCUCACUGGAAUAGCUAUGCUGGCAGAUGGGAAUAUCCUUGCAUUGAGCUGCACUGUGCUGCUGGCUAUUACAGUCCCAGCCGGGGUCCUUAUUGCUAUUACCCAUAUGGAAACAAAGAAUAUUCCACUUCUGAGUUCUGGAUUUUGGUGAAUGGACAUGACUUUGAAUCCCUAAGCUGGAAGGGGGGUUCAUGGGGUAAAGUCCCACCCAAUUCCAUCAACACCUGUGCAGGUAUAAAGUUAUUUGUUGGUAAAAAUAAGUAUGGAUUAGGGAAGGUAGAUAGUAAAAAUCAAGCUUUCUUCCUUGGUUGGAAUGGUAAAGAGUACUGGUAUAAACACUAUGAUGUCCUGACCAUUAAUAAAGACUAUCGCUCUCAGAGCAUCUCCAAUGUCAAUUAUGAGCUAAACCAGGGAUCCUACAGUGAGGGAGGCAUAUCUAUAGUCUCUAGCAAAGUUACCAACCAUGAUUGUAGGACAGUGAAGAAGUCAACCACCUUAUCAGGAACUGUGACCUCUGAACAUACCUGGGAUGUGGGCAUUUCCUUUUCUCAGGGCAUAGGCUUUACAAUGACAGCAGGGAUACCUGAAGUCUUUGGAAUAUCAUGGGGCAUUUCAUCAGAGAAAACGUUCAACUGGACGAAAGGUUACACACAGAGUGAAUCGAUCACUUACUCUGAUACAGUUGAAGUUGAAGUCCCACCCAACCACAACUGUGAACUGGAAAUGGGUGGCAUGAAAAUGAGGGCAAGUAUUCCCUUCAAUGCCACUGCUACUCGUUAUUAUCAUAGUGGAGCAACCCGAAUUGCCCCCAUCCAAGGUACCAGUCACAAUGCAGUCGUGGCUCAGGUACGAACAGUGAUCAAGAGGUGUGAACCUAUCCCAGAUGCACCUCCAUGUAGUACACAAAUCCCAGAAGUGAUCUUCUAG